Pleuronectes platessa (European plaice) is the source of this 3874-nucleotide messenger RNA. RefSeq names its product NLR family CARD domain-containing protein 3. Lineage: Eukaryota; Metazoa; Chordata; Actinopteri; Pleuronectiformes; Pleuronectidae. The coding region runs from base 293 to 3061 and encodes 922 amino acids. The record is from RefSeq and is a predicted model, not a curated record. Gene Ontology annotation, molecular function: protein binding. The transcript is spliced from 9 exons.
ACUUGGAUCAUUUCAUACAUCGAACACUCAUCUUCAUGAACUGGAUGUUUUCAAGAGUGAACUGGUUCAACAGGGAGGAGGAGCCUGAGAACAGGGAAGUGUCAGACUCCAUUUUCACCUGGACGAGCAGAAGGAAGGAAAGUGAGCAGAUAAAGAUUGAAACUGGUGUGAAAGAUCAUUUCACUGUGUUCUGCUGUAAACUGAGCACAGAACCAGAAGGAAAUAGACCAGACCUUGAAUAUCUAGAAGAGCAGCGUGGCCUGAACCACAACUGAGCCGCAGCCGGUGCAACAUGGACGAGGACACUUCAGAGCAAGUUGGACCCUCAACCACAAAAGGUCAGGACCACAGACUGAGAGCAGAGUCUCCAGGGUCCAGCUGUCUGUCUCUGAAGAGUGACUGGUCCAUGGGAGAUCCUCCAAACUUCAGUAAUGAACCUGGACCCUCACCCACAGAGGAGAGGAAGAGGAGUCAUGUUUCUGAGGAGGAGCAGUCGUCCUGCUGUGCUUCGUGUCAGGACGUCCUGAAGGAUCCAGUCUCCACCAGCUGUGGACACUGGUUCUGCAGACAGUGCAUCACCUCAUACUGGGCCCAGUCUGGUUCUUCAGGAGACUCCUCCUGUCCCCAGUGUGGACAAAGAUCCAGAACAGGAGCUGGAGCAGAUCGUGGUCUGCAGGAGGUUUCAGAUGAACAUAAGCUCAGUGUGAGGAGGAGAUGUGAACAUGUGACUGAAGGAAGUGAUGAAACAGGAAGUAGAACCCUCCUCAACAGGAUCUACACUGAGCUCUACAUCACAGAGGGACAGAGUGAAGAGGUUAAUACUCAACAUGAGGUGAGGCAGCUUGAGACGGCUUCAAAGAAGAAGAUCCUCCAGGACACUCCCAUCAAGGUCCACGACAUCUUUAAAGCCUCCACUGACCAGCAGAGCAGCAUCAGAGUCGUCCUGACCAACGGAGUCGCUGGCGUUGGAAAAACCUUCUCGGUGCAGAAGUUCACUCUGGACUGGGCAGAGGGUUUAGAGAACCAGGAUGUGGGUCUGCUGGCUGUGCUUUCGUUCAGGGAGCUGAACCUGGUGAAGGACCAGCAGCACAGUCUUCUCACGCUGCUCCAUGUUUUCCAUCCAGCGUUACAGAAGCUCACGGCAGAGACGCUCGCUGUCUGUAAACCUUUGUUCAUCUUUGACGGCCUGGAUGAAAGCAGACCUUCUCUGGACUUCAACCACAGGGAGCUUGUGUCUGAGGUCACACAGAGGUCAUCAGUCAACGUGCUGCUGACAAACCUCAUCCGGGGGAAUCUGCUUCCCUCGGCUCUCGUCUGGAUAACCUCCAGACCUGCGGCGGCCAAUCAGAUCCCUCCUGCAUGUGUUGACAGGGUCACAGAAGUACGAGGCUUCACUGAGGCCCAGAAGGAGGAGUACUUCAGGAGGAGGUUCAGUGAUGAAGAGCUGUGCAGCAGAAUCAUCUCACACAUCAAGACGUCCAGGAGCCUCCACAUCAUGUGUCAAAUCCCAGUCUUCUGCUGGAUCAGUGCUACAGUUCUGGAGCACAUGUUGACCACAGACCAGAGAGGAGAGCUGCCCAAGACCCUGACUGACCUGUACUCACACUUCCUGCUGGUUCAGACAAAGAGGAAGAACAACAAGUACGGUGAAGGACAUGAGACGAGUCCACAGCAGCUGACGGAGGCUGACAGGGACGUUCUCCUGAAGCUGGGGAGGCUGGCACUUAAACAUCUGGAGGAAGGAAACAUCAUGUUCUACCAAGAAGACCUGGAGCGGUGUGGUCUUAAUGUCACAGAGGCCUCGGUGUACUCAGGAGUUUGUACUGAGAUCUUCAGAAGAGAGUGUGUGAUCUUCCAGAAAUCAGUCUACUGCUUUGUUCAUCUGAGCGUUCAGGAGUUUCUGGCUGCAGUCUACAUGUUCCACUGUUACACCGAGGGGAACACAGAAGAACUCAAAAACUUCUUAGGACCAUAUGGGAACACAUGGGGUACCUUCUCCCUGAAUGACCUCCUGAAGAGAACCAUGAAGAAAUCCCUCACCAGUACAAAUGGUCAUCUGGACCUGUUUGUUCGCUUCCUUCACGGCCUCAGUCUGGAGUCCAACCAGAGAGUCUUAGGAGGCCUGCUGGGUCAGACAGGGAACAAUCCAGAGAUCAUCCAGAGAGUCUUAGGAGGCCUGCUGGGUCGGACAGGGAACAAUCCAGAGAUCAACCAGAGAGUCAUCAAAAACCUGAAGAAGAUGAAGAGUGGUGACAUUUCUCCUGACAGAAGCAUCAACAUCUUCCACUGUCUGACUGAGAUGAACGACCACUCAGUUCAUCAGCAGAUGAAACAGUUCCUGACGUCAGAGAACAGAUCAGAGGAGAAACUCUCUGUCAUCCACUGCUCAGCUCUGGCCUACAUGCUGCAGAUGUCAGAGGAGGUUCUGGAUGAGUUGGACCUGGAGGAGUUCAACACAUCAGACCAGGGUCGACUGAGACUGAUCCCAGCUGUGAGGAACUGCAGGAAGGCUCUACUCGGUGGUUGUUACCUCUCAGAGACUCACUGUGAAGUCGUGGCCUCAGCUCUGAAGUCAGACCCCUCACAUCUGAGAGAACUGGAUCUGAGUGCAAACGACCUGAAGGAUUCAGGAGUGAAGCUGCUGAGUUCUGGACUGGAGAGUCCAAACUGUCGACUGGAGACUCUGAGGUUGGGGUACUGCAGUCUGUCAGAGAUCAGCUGUUCUUCUCUGGCUUCAGCUCUGAGGUCAAACCCCUCUCAUCUGAGAAAACUGGAUCUGAGACUCAACAACCUGCAGGACUCAGGAGUGAAGGAGCUGUGUGGUUUUCUACAGAGUCCAACCUGUCGACUGGAGACUCUGAGGUUGAAGAACUGCAGACUGUCAGAGAUCAGCUGUUCUUCUCUGGCUUCAGCUCUGAGGUCAAACCCCUCUCAUCUGAGAGAACUGGAUCUGAGUGACAACAACCUGCAGGACUCAGCAGUGAAGGAGCUUCUUGAUCUACAGCAGAGUCCAACCUGUCGACUGGAGACUCUGAGGUGGAGGAUGGAUGACUGGAGGUGAGUGUGAAGAGGACAGUGUGAAGAGGACAGUGUGAAGAGGACAGUGUGUGUGGACGGAGGCUGAGCUGUGUCCUGAGGAUCCAGAGGCUGAAGCAGCAGCAGCUUGUGUGUAGUCUCCAAUCUACACAACCCCUAAUCUGCAUGUGUUUGUGAGAUGAAGCCGGAGCACCUGGAGAAAACACGGGGAGAACAUGCAGACUCCACACAGGAAGACCCCAUCUGAACCGGAUUCAAACCAGCAACCUUCCUGCACCGAUUGUGUUUAUUCACAUGAAGAAUGUGUUUAUUGAAAUGACACAACACAAGCAGAAUAUAUAAACCCUCUAUAAAGAGUCACAUACAGUGUGUUUAAGUUUGUCUUUAUUAUUGUCCACCUUUGUCCCUCAGUGUGUCUCCAUGUGUGUAGAACCACAUUCUGUGUAUAUGUUUGUUUACGAUCUUAAAGUUCCUGGAUUCACGUCACAAAUUGAUUUAGUUCAACACAAAGUUCAACACAUUGAAAUCACUUUGAGUUUAAAAUCAGAGUUUUGUCUUUGACACAAAAGAUCAAAACUCUGGACUUAAAAAUGGGACGUUUUCAUUUCUGCAUCAGGUGCAGAGCGGUGGUGGCUUUUCUACUUUUGACCCACAGGUGGCGCUGCAGUAUAACAGCAGCACAUCCCAGUCAAAGCCUUUAUAUUCAGUCUAUGAGUCAAACACAUGGAUCAUUUCCUCUGUGACAAACCAGAUGUAACGAGAAGAAAAACAUCUCAGAGAGAAAAGUUCUGUUUCUACUUGUCUCUGCUUUAAUGCUCAAUAAACAUCCUUCCACCGA